Molecule: messenger RNA, 1263 nt
Organism: Rhagoletis zephyria (snowberry fruit fly)
Lineage: Eukaryota; Metazoa; Arthropoda; Insecta; Diptera; Tephritidae
Source: RefSeq, a predicted model, not a curated record
AUGAGCGGUAAUCAAGCCUGGAGCAAGGUGAGCUGCGUCCUGGGCGCCCAGUGGGGCGAUGAAGGCAAGGGAAAGAUUGUCGAUCUGCUCUCAUUGGAGAUGGACGUGGUCUGCCGAUAUGCCGGUGGCAACAACGCUGGCCACACUGUGGUCGUGGACAAUGUCGAGUACGACUUUCAUCUCUUGCCCAGUGGCAUCAUCAACGAGAAAGCGUAUUCGGUGAUGGGAAAUGGAAUGGUGAUUCACAUAGGCCAACUUCUGGAUGAGAUUCGCAAGAAUGAAGGCAAAGGACUGCGCGACUGGAAGAAGCGACUGCUCAUCUCCGAUCGAGCGCACAUUGUCUUUGACUUUCACCAGGCUGCCGACGGAAUGGUCGAACUGCAGAAGGGUCAGAAGGGCCAGAGUCUGGGCACCACCAAGAAAGGCAUCGGUCCCUCUUACAUGUCCAAGGCCGCCAGGACUGGCAUUCGCAUGUCUGAGCUGCUCAGCUUUGGUCAUUUUGAAGAGAAGUUUCGCAGCCUGGCCGCCCACUUCUCUUCUCAGUUUCCCGAUCUGAAGAUCGACGUCGAAGGGGAGAUCGCCAAGCACAAGGUGUACGCUGAAGAGCUUCGCCCUUUCAUCCGCCAGGGCAAAAAGAUCCUGGUGGAGGGGGCGAACGCCACUAUGCUGGACAUUGACUUUGGCACCUAUCCCUACGUCACAUCGUCAAACUGCACCAUCGGCGGCGUCUGCACUGGGCUGGGCGUGCCGCCGCGCUACCUCGGCGAGGUGUACGGCGUUGCCAAGGCCUACUGCACCCGCGUCGGCGACGGGCCUUUUCCCACCGAGCUGAAGAACGAGGUGGGCGAUUACCUGCAGCGAGUCGGCCGAGAGAUUGGCGUCACCACGAAGCGCAAACGCCGCUGCGGCUGGCUGGACGCCGUCCUCUUGCGCUACUCUCACAUGAUCAAUGCGUUCACUGGAAUCGCUCUGACCAAGUUGGACAUUUUUGACGGUCUGGAUGAGCUGAAGAUUGGCGUCUCCUAUCACAUGGACGGCAAGGAGCUGGUCAGCCCGCCGGGGAACACCGCCGACCUGCACAAGGUGGUGGUCACCUACCUGACGCUGCCCGGCUGGAAGCAGAACAUCAGCAAGUGUCGCCGCUUUGAGGAGCUGCCCAAGCAGGCGCAGGAGUACGUGCGAACCGUGGAGAAGGUCUGCGAAAUACCGAUCAAGUGGAUCGGCGUGGGCCCAAAACGCGACAUGAUUAUUCGCAUGUUCUAG